AUGAGAUUCUCCGUCGCAACCCUGGCGGUGACCGCCCUGGCUACACAGUCCGUCGUGGCCGAUGGCUGGUUUGGCAAGUCCGGACGUGUAGCAUAUAACAAGUGGCACGAGACCGAGCUCGAGCGUUGGUUGUCGGAUCACAACGUUCCCUACCCAGCCGCCUCUGACCGCAAGGAUUUGGAGRACCUGGUCAAGGACAACUGGGAGAACAAUGUUGUCAAGCCAUACAACUCCUGGGAUGUGAACCAGCUCACCAACUUCCUCGGCUCCAAGGGUCAGGACGUCAAGAAGGGUACGGAGAAAAACAAGGACAGCCUCAUCAGCCAGGUGCAGUCGUUGUGGACCACAACUUCUGACAACGCCAACGAUGCCUAUGGCAGCGUUCAGGACUGGGUGUUCGACUCCUGGACCGAGUCUCAGUUGAAGUCUUUCCUCGACUACAACGGCAUCCCCAMCCCAMCCCCGCGUACCCGCCACUCCCUCUUGCAAACCGCUCGCUCCAACUACCAGUCCAUUGCCAGCAAAAUCGGCGAGACCGCCAGCUACCCUGGUGACUGGCUUUACCAGUCUUGGUCCGACUCGGACCUCAAGGAAUGGCUCGAUGAGCGCGGCAUCCCGGCUCCCCAGCCAAGCUCGCGCGACAAGCUCAUUGCCAGCAUGCGCCGCAACGGCAAGAUCGGUUCCGACGCCGCCGCAUCCAAGUACGCCACUGCCACCAAGUCUGCCGCUUCUGCUCAGGCUUCUCUGAGCGAUGCUUUGUUGGAGAGCUGGAGCGACAGCCAGAUCAAGGAGUGGGCCGACAAGAACGGCCUCAAGGUUCCUCAGGGCAGCAAGCGCAACGAGCUCAUUGCCCUUGCCCGUAAGCACGCCGCCAAGGUCGUUGGCAACAACCCGGCCUCUUCUGCCUCCUCUGCGUUUGGUGCCGCCACUACCAGCGCUGGCAACUGGUUCGCCCAGGAGACCGACUCCGCCUACGGUGGUCUGCGUUACUACUACGACUUCGCCCUCAACCAGAUCGGCUUCGCUUCUGAGGAUGCCAAGAAGAGCUUGAGCUCCGUCUCCUCCGUCGCCAGCGCUUCGGCUUCCAGCUACUCCUCAUCUGCGAGCGUUGUCGCUUCCAAGUCAUCUUCUAGCCUGUCCUCUGUUGGAAGCACCAAGUCAUCCAGCUCGUCCUCUUCUGCCAGCGUCAAGGCCUCCAAGUCAUCGUCGGUCGCCUCUAAGUCAGGCUCCAGCGCCGCUAGCGAGGCUUCCAAGUCCGCUUCCAGCGCCUCCUCGCUUGCCAGCAAGAGUUCUUCCAGCGCCGCCUCCGUUGCUAGCAAGUCUGCUUCCAGCGCCGCAUCCGUUGCCAGCAAGAGUGCUGCCAGCGCCGCCGCGGCAGGCAGCAAGAGCGCAUCGAGCAUUGCCUCCAAGGUCAGCGCUGCCGGAAAGGCCGCUUACUCUGGCGCCAAGAAGGAAUUGUAG
Messenger RNA from Ramularia collo-cygni, 1461 nucleotides. RefSeq lists its product as uncharacterized. The coding region runs from base 1 to 1461 and encodes 486 amino acids. NCBI's taxonomy places the organism in Eukaryota, Fungi, Ascomycota, Dothideomycetes, Mycosphaerellales, Mycosphaerellaceae. The record is from RefSeq and is a predicted model, not a curated record. The transcript is spliced from 3 exons.